AUGCCAGCGGGAGCUGCAGUGCAGCCACCAUCCUCAUCCUCGCGAGCCCGUCGACGGGAGUCCUACCGUAGCAAUAACCUCAAUGCCGCCGAGAACCAGCGCGCUGAUGACAAUAUGCCAGCUUCCCGCGAGUCUGACUCUCGCCAUCGCAGGCGCCGCCGACGAGACGACUGGGUCCGCACCAGCAACGAGAACAUCUUGUACCGCCUGGACGCCCCUGUCGCCGACGCUUCCGCCGCUGCCGUCCCUGUAACUGCCGCAGACGAUUCGGCUGACCCCGUCUCGCGCGCCCCAACGCCCCCCAUUGGGCCCCGGAGGACGCGGCCGCACUCUAUCCACGUCGUCAGCUAUCCCUCGGGCUACGUGCCUCGUGAGCUGCGGACCAGAACCUCCCCUCGCUCGUCCAGGGCCCGUGUCGAAUCUGGUGCCAGCCCCGCGCCCAGCACCCCGAGAUCUUCCUCGAGGCUUACAACAUCAACCCACCCCAGCACCAGGACUGAGCUCCCCGUCCGCUUGGCCUUGACCCGAUUGUUCCAAUCACUGGCGAGCAACUCUGUGUCCUCGGUCGACGUUCCGCAACACAGCGCAUACCCUGUUGGUAUCCAGGUCCAAACCGUCCCGGUUACCGAACACCAUCCUGAAUCGACGUCUCGCCGUAGUAGCCGAGCCAGCCAUCCCCGUAGCAAUCACUCGCAUCAUUCUCACGAGACAACCUCGUCGUCCUCUCGCAGGACCCGCGAGCCAAAGCAGCAGCAGCAACAACAGAAUUCAUCUUCAUCCACCCGAGAUCGCGACGCUGCUGCUCACAAGCGAGAACAUCGAGACCGUCGAGACAAUCGUGACCACCGUGACCACCGUGACCAACCGCGGGACAAGACACGGCGCAGAGCAGCUUCUAGGUCCUCCAGGUCGAGGCAUAGGCAUCGUGCCAGAAGCAACAGCCGUAGCCGCCACAACAGCCGCCAACCGGGCCAGCAGACAGCAGCCCGUCCCCGUCGCUCUUCUCAACAACGCCGCUACCCUCCCAACAGCAUGACUACCGCUAGAGCCGUCGUGCCCCUAGGCGGGUAUCAGCUCGGUCACCACAACAGCUUCACAUCCAUCCGCAGCUCAAAGUCAAGCGUAAACGCCGUCGUCACCGAGGUGAUUAAGCCUGUCGCUACCGGCAGCGGAGUCUCUUGCUCCAUUCUCCUUGCCGAGCCCAACCUCUUCCUUUCUGGCUUUGAUCACAACGGCCAUGAGCGCCGAACAGACCGCGCCGGCACUGCCCUCCUGAGGGGUAAGAUGCAGCUGACCAUUAGCAAGAACGUCAAGAUCAAGGCUGUCCAGCUGAAGCUGGUUGGCCGCGCACGCACGGAGUGGCCUGAGGGUAUCCCGCCGCUCAAGCAAGACCUGUUUGAAGAGGAAAGCCUGCGAACCCAGGUCCUGACCUUUUUCAACGCCCUCAACGAAGGGUGGGAGAGCGAAUACGGCAACCAGUGCACCUACAAGCUCAAAGGUGGCUCCGCAAACUCGAGCAGCACCGGCCUAAACACUUCGCCCGGCGUCUCACCGGCAGCAUCGAUGCGAAAUAACCUGACGGCCAAGGAGCUCAAGCGACUCUCUCUUCAGAACGUCCAGUCUCGCAGCUUUGGCAAGGGCGAGACCGGGGUGGUGACCCAAACCCAGGCCAAGGGAUUCAAGGUCUUUUACCCCGGCGUCUAUGAUUAUUCCUUUGAGCUGCCCAUCGAUCACCACCAGCUUGAGACCACCAAGCUGCAGUACGCUUCCGUCAAGUGGGAGCUUCACGCCACCAUUGACCGUGCCGGUGCUUUCAAGCCCAACCUGCAUGGUGUCAAGGAAGUCCCCAUCAUCCGACUGCCCGACCAGAUGUCGCUCGAGAUGUCCGAGCCCAUCUCCAUCAGUCGCCAGUGGGAAGACCAACUACACUACGACAUUAUGGUUUCGGGAAAGAGCUUUCCUAUCGGAGCCAAGAUCCCCAUUGCGUUCAAGCUCACUCCCUUGGCCAAGGUCCAGGUCCACAAGCUCAAGGUCUACAUCACCGAGUCGGUCGAGUACUGGACCAGCGACAAGCGCGUGACGAGAAAAGACCCGGGCCGAAAGAUUCUGCUGCUCGAGAAGACGGCAGGAAAGGAGCUCGCCCCAGAGUGGGCCACCUCCGAGGUUGUGACCCUUCGCGGCGGUGAGCUCACGGAAGAGCAGCGUCGCGUUGCUCGCGAAACCGCCUCGAGAAGGCGAGCCCACGAUGCCCUGAAGCGGAGGCAAGCUCCGGAGCCACUGCCAGCGCCGGUGGAUAAUCUCCUCGGCGACUUGGACCUCGGCCUCGAGAGCAUGUGGGGGUCCACCGAGAUUGAAGCCAGCGUCCAGAUUCCGACCUGCGAAAUGAUGGCCAAGAACAAGUCUCUUAGACUCCACCCCGACUGCAGCUGGAAGAAUGUCAACGUCUUCCACUGGAUCAAGGUUGUUAUGCGAAUCAGCCGUUUGGAUCACGAUGAUCCUUCAGGCACCAAGCGCCGCCAUUUCGAGAUUAGCAUCGACUCUCCUCUCACCAUCCUCAACUGCCGCGCUACCAGGGCAAACACUUCUCUGCCCGCCUAUACCGGUGAGAUGAACCGACCGUCUCCGUAUCAAUCGGCUUGUGGCUGCCCCGAUUCGGCGACAAUUGCCAUGGAGACGUCUCCCAGCUCCUCGACCGGCACUCUCCCAGACCCGGAGGCGCUGGCCGAUAGCAUGCCUGCCCCGCCCCAAGCUGUUCAUCUACACUCUGGAGCUCCCUCGGCAGGCCAAACAGCAACUGGUCGAUCGAGUCCGACAACCUGGGGCCCCGAACAACAGGGCCGGCCUAUCCAUUUGCUGCGAGCACCCAGCUUCAAUCCCCCCGCCUUUGACGACGACACGGCGCCGCCCCCAGCCGGGACCAUUCUCGUUGACGGUACUCCUGCCGAUAUCCCUCCGAUCAUGACCCCGCCUCCGCAGUAUGACGCCGUCGUCGGCACGCCUAGCGUUGAUGGCCUCGCCGAUUACUUUACCCGUUUGGCUGAGUACGGACUUGGUGAUGACCAUGAAGGUUCCGGAUCGGACGGCGACGAGUCACCUGCUCGAAUCCUGGACCGAAAUGGGCGUGUCAACGUGGCUCACCCUAGAACCCCCGGCGGCAGGAGGAUGCCCAGCCGAAGCAUGGAAAUCGCCAGACCACCCAUUGACCUCAACCUCAGCGCUUUACUUGCACGUUCCAACUACGCACGCGAAGAAGCGCAAGUAUAA
This is a messenger RNA of Trichoderma aggressivum f. europaeum, 3264 nucleotides long. RefSeq lists its product as uncharacterized. Gene Ontology annotation, molecular function: protein-macromolecule adaptor activity; ubiquitin protein ligase binding. The record is from RefSeq and is a predicted model, not a curated record. Gene Ontology annotation, biological process: ubiquitin-dependent endocytosis. NCBI's taxonomy places the organism in Eukaryota, Fungi, Ascomycota, Sordariomycetes, Hypocreales, Hypocreaceae. Bases 1 to 3264 code for a protein of 1087 amino acids. Gene Ontology annotation, cellular component: cytosol; cytoplasm. The transcript has 2 exons.